GUCAAUCACAGGCUCUGGCCCUCCUCCAUCCGAGCCCAGCCUCCUCUCAGUCCCCACAACGCCUCUGAAUCGCCAUAUUGGGUACUGAGGUUACUCUGCAGUUUCUCUCAGUCCGGGACGGAAUUGACAAGAGCUCAUUCGGUCCCUCUGCAGUUUGUUUUGAUGAUUCGCGGGGACUAUCUUCGGCGUCAGAACACCGCAGAAGCCGUUUGCGCCUCCAGCUUGACAUACGCAUGGCAUAAGCCGUUUCACGCCUGUUUCGGAUCUUUCCCCCCGUGACGAGGAGAUACCCGUUGUUGUUUUUUUGUGUGUGCGUGUGUGUUUUUUUUUUUCUGUAUCUUUUUUCUUCUUCUUCUCUCUCGCUCUCCGGCGACGUGUUUUCUCUUAUGAAAACCGGACGCUCCUGGCUGCUCGAAGAUUCAGCUUUUUCGGGGGGUAAAAUGUCAGACGUUCGACUUUCAAACGGAAGCCCGACGUUGGAACGGACGGAGCCCCGGGUUACGGAACACCCGAAGCCGUCAGCCUGCCGAAGCCUCUUCGGCUCGGUGGACCACGAAGAGCUGAAGCGGGAUUUAAAGGGACACAUGCGGGAGCUGCAGGAGGCUGCGUCCGCCAAGUGGGGCUUCGACUUCGCCCGUGACAAGCCGCUGCCUAACGCCAGGCUCACCUGGGAACUAGUGGACCCCGCUGAGGUCCCGGAUUUCUACGUGCGGGCCCCGCGGAGGGAGAAAGGCGUCUGCUCUGGGAGUAACAAUGUGGAUCUAAACGGGAAUCAUAGCUGCGCUACGAGCAUGUCUGACGCACUGACGGAGUGUACGGAGAAGUGCACCGGGCUGAGGAAAAGAAAGCGUCACGACACCACGGCGCAAAGUAAGCGGUCACGCAGCAGCCCAGAUGAAGUUAGUUGUCCAACCCUGAGCCACUCUGUUGAACACACACCCAGAAAGUCCAGUCCCAAGAGGAAAACGUGAGGGCUGGCAAAACGAGAAGAUGCCCCCUCCCCCUUGUUUUUCCCUAAAUGUGGGAAACCUCAGUGUUGGCUUUUUUUUUUUUUUUUUUUUUUUUUUUUUCUCCUUUUGGAUGAGGAUCUACGCAGCAUCAGAAACAUAUCAGCUCUCCUGAAGACUGGGGAGGACGCUGUUGAAGCACUGAAUAGAAACACUAAAGUUUUUGGCACUCAGUUAAAUGUUACUGCCUCUAACAGCAGUCGAUGUAGCAGUGUGCAAUUAGGUUGGAUUUCCUUCUUUGCUCCUUUUUUUUUUUUACUACCUGUGUAUAUAAAUUAAUAAAUAAAUAUAUAUUUCUCUUCAUAUGUAGCACAUAAUAAACAUUAUGAUUUUUAAAACAAAUCCUUUAUGCUAAAAGUGUGAAAUUUGAUUUGACUUGAAGAAUUGCAGUGUAGUUUGACUUUUUUUUUUUUUUUUUUUUUCUGGAAAUGCUGUUCUGCUCGUGCGAAGUUGACACGGUCCCUAAUUGCUACACUUUAAAACAAAACAAAUCAUGGACUUCUUAUGGUUUCUUUACAGCGUGACUUCACUCCGUCAUUUUCCUAACUCGACGUUGAAGAAUGGUACAAAUGUAGCUCGUUUAUUUUUAAUUUUGUUUUGUUUUCUUUUUGGCCACAAUCUUUAGCUCUUGUAAGAGGAGGAAACUUAAAAAAAAAACAAAUCAGUGAGGAUAUUGUAUUUAUUGUUUGAUUUUUUUUUUUAGAGUUGCUUUUAAGCACCAGUUUGGACCCUUUCCCCUCCCCUCCUUGUUGUAGCUCUGCACUCCUCAGGUGCGUCGGACGAGCUGAGAUAUUUACAGAAGGACAUGCAAACCUAUUGACUCUACCCUGAUGUGCCUUACUGCUUUGCAGAUGGAAUGGUUUUUGUUUUUUUACUUUAGAAAGCGGUUAUAUCUCCUACAAUACCAAAUACAUGGUUGCUUUUAUGUAGAUGACUUCACAUUGUAUUUCUUUGUGAUAACGUAGGCGCUUUAUUUUUUAAAUUUUUUUUUCCUUCCAUUCCUUCCUCCCUCCUGCCCCAAUAUUUUAAACCUGCUGAGGAAGCAAGUGUGAGGAUCUCAAAGCUUCUCCUGUAUUUGACGAAUAACGGUUCGUCCCACAAAUAAAGUCGCCACACCUGUGUACUUGUGUAGACAUUUUUAUUUUUUGCAAUGUACAUCUGUACAUAUUUUGUAAAAAAAAAAUUAAAACAAAAAACAGAAAUUAUACUAAUUUAUUUAUGUCAAGAUUUUUUUUGUUUUUUUUUUUAUGUAGAGUUUUAAGAAGACAUGGGUUCUUGAUUACGGUUAUCCAAAGUGGCAUUUACGUUACUAUAAUUGUUUUUAUUUUGUUAAAGCAUAUUUUAUUUGGUAGAUUUUUUUUUCUCCCCCUUAUAAGGUUGCAGACUGAGCCUGAUAUUUGUUGUGCAUUUUUUGUUAUGUGUGGAUAAAAAGAUGUUGCAAUCAAUAAAAGAGAAAAUUAAAGUUG
This is a messenger RNA of Poeciliopsis prolifica (blackstripe livebearer), 2473 nucleotides long. RefSeq names its product cyclin-dependent kinase inhibitor 1Bb (gene cdkn1bb). Gene Ontology annotation, cellular component: cytoplasm; nucleus. Gene Ontology annotation, molecular function: protein-folding chaperone binding; cyclin-dependent protein serine/threonine kinase inhibitor activity. The record is from RefSeq and is a predicted model, not a curated record. NCBI's taxonomy places the organism in Eukaryota, Metazoa, Chordata, Actinopteri, Cyprinodontiformes, Poeciliidae. Bases 387 to 971 code for a protein of 194 amino acids. Gene Ontology annotation, biological process: negative regulation of cell population proliferation; regulation of cell cycle; G1/S transition of mitotic cell cycle. The transcript is spliced from 3 exons.